AUGGUCGUCAUCUUGGCCGCCAUCUUGGAUUUUAACAAGAAUUGGAAAUGUCAGGUUAAAACCGCGAGAAAUGGUAAUUUUUUAUGCUUUACAUGAAAAAUAACACAUAAAUAAACACUUUGCAAGAUUUUAGCCACAAGAUUUACUUUUAUUGUUGAAAGAAGUUGAAAAAACAUGUAUUUUCACCAAAAAUUUGCUUGACCACCUCAUUUUAUGACGUCAUAUCUCGUAACUAUAGUAACUUACCAUCACUAAACUCUUCUCAAAAUCUGCGAGAGGGAUGAACGAACAGCUACUGAGAUCGUCAGUUGCGGAUGUUCUAUCCUCUAGGAAAAAACUCAAAAAAACCUUAUGGGGGGCCGGGGGGAUUCUUGUACGUCCGAGGUUAAUCCGCCCGUCUCUGAAAAGUCACCUAGUAAAGAAUGCGAUUACGGCUCGAUCUUCAAUUCGUUACUAGUGAUUUUAAGAUUCUCUUGGACUUUAGCCCCAUUCAGCAACUACAGGGUGGUACAGUCAGAGAGGCUCGAUCAAUUAGUACUAGUUUAUAGUCGGUCUUUUGUAGCUUUAAUCGGUUCGAAUUUAAUUAAGCCGGCUAAAAAUGCAUGUUACAUAUAGAUGCAUAAUCGUCAAUAAGUGGUAAGAUAAUAAGAUAUAUCCACCACAAUUUCCUCAUAAAAACAAGUUGAGAAAGUUAUCAAAAUCUGUCCAAGUUUUACUGAAGAUAAAUAAAGACUUUUUAUGUUGUUAUCGUUGGAUAGUUCCGUCCAAAAUGCAGUUUAUAAUCAACUUCAACAAUGCAUGCAAAAAUUAAGGGUAUAAGCGCCUUAAGAGAAGCACAAGAAAUUCUUACCAUGAUUGUUCCUGGUUAGUGUUGUUACUGCAGAUUCUAGCCUUUCACCUCUUGCUGCUCAAUGCAGAUUUUCUGAUCUGUUAGCAACUAGGUUACAGACGUUGGCUUUUAUACAUUUCACUGAAGUUGGCAAGGUGUGGGCCCGAGUACGUAAUUAUGAUAACCUUUUGCAAUUUCGGCGCCAUAUUUAGGCUUUUCCGGAAGCCAAUUCAAGAAGCAUUUUUUUGUGUUUCCUUAAAUUAUGCCAUAGCUAUGUAGAAUUAAUGCCGGCGCCCUUCCAUCUGUAAACCAAAACAAAUACUCAAAGUCAGACCACUUCCCGAAAAAUCCUUUCGGAAGAAUAAUUCCAUCAGUUUCUCUUCAAAAACAAAAUUAUUUUUUAAUUUCUGUGCCGUCCUUUCGUUUUAUUGCCUCUUAUUAAAGGAAAUAUUAAAGAAAACCUGGACUGCGGAAAAUAUUUUGAUAUCUUUGCCUACGUAGAACACUUGAUUCAACAACCCACGAGUAGUUGAUCAGUGGGUGAAAUAUUUCAGCAACAAAUAAACAUACUCUAUUGAGGUUUCGUUGUUGUCUCACGUCAGUAUUUUUUGCACUUUUUCUUGCUAACGUACUAAAAAUUUCAUAAAUCUCGAUUUCGCAAGAUGCUGCAUUAUGUGAAAAGAAAUCGAAAAGGAGAAAUAGGCCACAAAUAUCAGACCUUUCGCAUCGCACAUGUUUUUUGGCAAAAGAAUUUCACAUAUUAUUUUCAAUUAAUUUGUGACAUGUAUUUGACCUUCUGUCAUCGAUAUGGUUAGUUCUUACGUGAAACGCCGUUAGCAACGAAUCCUAUAAGCUACAACAUAAUCCAGUUGCAACAAAAUAUUUUGAUUCAUGCGGUCCGUAACCAGGUGCAUUUGUUUAAUAAAUUCUUUGCUUAUAAGCUCUACGGAAACGGUAUAUUAAGAUUUGCGGAAAAGGGAGUAAUAGAUUCCUCGGCAAGAAUUUCAUAAUUAUUUUUGAAUCCAAAAUCAAAGUGGCUGACCUGCAAUGGAACGACGCAAAGAAGUGAUCUGUUGGCAGUAUGUCUACAGGAAAAAAUUGAUCCCUAAGGGGGAAAAGACGACUGCAUUUGAGAUGGAACGUUUACCCCAGGCGCCACGGCUACCUUAAAAUAACAAAAACUUCGUACAGACCACGUAUUAAGUAAACAUAACGGUGCUAAUUUUUUUGAUGAGAAAGAAGUGCAAUGGAGUUUCCCGUAGCCUGCGAAAACAUCCGUUUCUCCUCGCUCUUCGUAGUCGUUCUCGUCCUAGAAUCUAGUUAGGUCUCUAAUUAUUCCCUCUUUGAUCCAGAAACACAGGCUGCAAGAUCAGGAGAUCAAGAAAUCACCACGUGUGUCGCUUGAUAAUUUCUAUGGUUGGCAAUGAUUCACUCCUUCUCAAAGAAUGAAUUGAAAUCAGUAGUUGUAUUGUCAAAUAAAACAGAGGAAAAUCCUGAACCUUUAGAGAAGACACACAGUUAUAAGAAAGUCCGGCGACAUAAUGUUUAAGGGCUAACAAAAGUCCUCCGCCACUGCCAAACAUUACAAGAACAUGCAUGGGACGGUCUUAGGACCUGCUAAAACGUCUCGAAGUGCUUAAGAAAUGCAGGAACAAAUUUGACUGUUUAGGUGCGAAAUGCUUUUCAUAAGAACCUUAAAGACAAAUUUCAACGUGCUAUCAGACUCUAUUCGUGCGAAAGAAUAAUCUUCGCACCCUGUUAUGUUAAUUUUCGCGUCACAUCGCUUUGCAUGAUUAAAAAAAAAUUCCUUGAUAAUGGAGUCAUGACUACUCUGAAACGUCGGAUUUUAUCGUUCGUUUUUACCGUUUUAUGUCUUAAAGCAUUGAAUUCCUAUUAUUCUUUCUCUAUUGAAAUGAUCAUGAGAGUGGCCGAGUGUUAAACACGUCUGUACUUUAGAGGAGUUCGUGUACAACCAAUAGUUAGCUCAGUUGCUCCCUUGUCACGAUUCCAUUUCCCAUCUUAGGCGAUCAAACAGACAACCUCGUAAAACGCACAUUGGUUCCUAUCUACUAAAUUUUGACUAACCAGCUUUCAAUCCUAACAAAAAAAACGAAAUAAUAAAAACAAAACAAAAAAGAACCAAAAUACAAAAACCAAAAAGCUGAGGAAAGUAAACGUUUAUUAUGCUUUACGUUUAAAUUCAUUUCAUAGUUUAAGACCUUACUGCUUUUGGUGCUCUUUCUUAUCGUUCUUACUCAUUUUUGCUCAGAUUGACCAGAUCUUCUGCUCACAUACACUGUUUACAGGUAGCCUUUACGACACCUGAGGGAGGAUCAUCUAUAUCAAGAUAAUAACCCAUCCAGCCCGGGAAAGGUUGGCCGUACCCACCGGGGUCUACGUCCACUACUCUUUUUGAACAGAGGUGUUGGUUCUUUUACGUCCCACAAACCAGAUAAGUGAAAGUUCUGUGAGACAGGACCUACGGUUUUUCGUUUUCGUGCUUAUCAGAGGAGACUAGAAAGUCUAAGCGUUUGCAGAUGUCAUUACAAAGGCAGAACCUGGGUGUUGGUCCGGCCGGGGUUUGAAUUCGUGACCUCUCGCUCAGCAGACCGCUCAGCAUAUCGGCGCUCUCCUAACUGAGCUAACCAGUGCUCUUCAUUAGAAACUCAUUGUCACCAACCAAACAUAAAUCAACAAAUCAAUAAAUGACAAUAUUAUUAUCAUUCAUAAUAAUAAGAAAGCAUCAAAAAAAUGUCUUACAUAAUCAAAUGGAAGUAUCGCAAGAGAUAAAAAUGCAAAUUAAUAGAAAACAAAAACAGUUAGUUUCUAAAAAUGAUAAUAAUUGAGCUCGAGCUAUCAUCAGCAUCGAGACGUCCCAGUCAUUCAGGCAGUCGACGGUUUAUAAAGAGAAGAUUCGUCAUAAUUCUCGUAUCAAUAAAAUCUUUUGAUUAAAAACUUUGAAGUAUGGCUUGAAAUAUAGUGCCUUUUGUUUCAUAGUGAAGCACGUCAUCUGAUGAGUGAAGUUAGAUUUUAAUUGCCACCAGCUGAUGAAAUACUAAAACAAGUUAUAUAAUCCUGGCUUUCCAUAUGUUUUUUCCGAACUAAUAGUUUAGGUUAUUAAAAUAUGACCUUGGCAAACCAGAUUGUGUUUAUUACUGCUUCCCUAUCUUCUUACAUUCUUAGUCUGAGAAAUUUUACGAAAACAGGGUCAGAAAAAACAAAUACUCACGACGCCGUAACGCCUUUUCUGAGACAAGGGAGGAGCUGCGGGUCGAGAAAAUUCAACAGCAUUGUUCAAAACAAAAAUAUCUAGACAUAUUUUUGCUGAUAUUUCACUCAUUUUAUUUCUUGAAAGUAAAUGAAUAAUUCAAACUUUUUUUUUUACUAUUGUUUCCUGGAAGGAAGGGUGAUCUUCUCAACAGCCAGUCAAGUAAACUAAUCACCUCUUAUUCUUCAGUUGAAAUUUCUAGCACAACAUUUUCAGCUGUUGAACAAAGCAAUGUUAUAUUUUGAAACCAUGGCAACUGCUAUAGUUAAACCGCCACAAAACCGCACUUCAUGAUGGUUGACUGUCAGUGUCCCAAUGCCUCAGCGUCAAAAAGACAUUUAUAAAAAAGUCCAUUUCCAAUUAAGCCAUUGAGCAGGAAACUUGAUAUAAUCAAACUCCUCUUUAUUUUGCAGUAACGUUUGGAAGGAACAUGUCGGUAAGUCUUUUCUACCCUUUACUAUAGCAUUGUUCUCCGUAACCGUCUAUCAUUACAUCUCUAAAUUGGUACUUAAUUUCACGCGUAUGCUUUUGGCAAGACAGUAUUUCGCGGCGUUUUACUUUAAUUUGUGAUUUCAUUCGGGCAAAUAUCAUAAAUAGGGCAUUAAAUUUCGCGAUUCAGGCAUUAUAAAAAAAAGUCGGAACUCUGUUGGAACCUUUUUUAAAAGGAGAUUCUCAUCUCCAUAUGUAAAAGCUUUGUUUCCCAGCAGAAAACAAAACAAUGGAACUUAUCAGUAAAAACCAUUCAAUAGUUUUAAAUUUGUAUUCAUCGAUACAUAUCCUCUAUGUGUAGUUAUUGUUGUUGUUGUUAAAUUUCGCGUUUUUGUAUAUUUAUAUUUUGCGAGGAUUAGUAUUUUAAUCGCGAAAUUAUUGAUCCGCAAAAUUAAGUAGCAAUGAGGUCUACCAUAUAAAAAAAAUAAGUAAGAGGAAAAGAAAUGAAACCAUCAACCCUAAAAUAAAUUUCGUUGAAAUGUUUAAUAGAACCGAAGAGAUGAUAAAUAGCUUUUAGUCUCGAUAUCUCCAGCGCAAAGCAAAAGGAACUCGGACUUCGUUCAAACAUAUGUUGAACUAGUGAGCAAGUUAAGUUUGACUUUGAAUAAGCGCUUUUAGGUUUUUUUCAGUGUUCAAAACGUACUACCCUCUUAUUUUCAGAUGAGACACUUGGUUUAACGGUGCACCGGAAGUGUUUUAAUAACUUUUAUCCUAUCUCGUUUUCAGUCUCCUAUGUCGUAGUCUGCGCCGCAGACGAAACUAAUCUCAGGUUAAGUCCGUCUGCGAAACAGUGA
This is a messenger RNA of Porites evermanni, 5380 nucleotides long. The record is from the annotation of a GenBank genome assembly. NCBI's taxonomy places the organism in Eukaryota, Metazoa, Cnidaria, Anthozoa, Scleractinia, Poritidae.